This is a messenger RNA of Egretta garzetta (little egret), 3957 nucleotides long. RefSeq names its product caspase 8 (gene CASP8). The coding region runs from base 109 to 1554 and encodes 481 amino acids. Gene Ontology annotation, biological process: regulation of apoptotic process; proteolysis; apoptotic process. The transcript is spliced from 10 exons. The record is from RefSeq and is a predicted model, not a curated record. Gene Ontology annotation, molecular function: cysteine-type endopeptidase activity; protein binding. Lineage: Eukaryota; Metazoa; Chordata; Aves; Pelecaniformes; Ardeidae.
CUGACUUCUGCCUUGAGUUCCCUGGGGAGAGUGAUCCACACUUGUGAAAUAUAAAAGACUGGUACAAAGUCUCCCUCGUUCAUAAGAAGAUCCAAAUCCUGAUGUGAAAUGAGUACAGACUUCCAGAGACUCCUUUUUGACAUUUCUGAGGCUUUGGUCACAGAUGAACUGGUGUCUCUGAAGUUCCUCAGCCUGGACUACAUAGCCGCGAGGAAGCUGGAAGCCAUCCAGGAGCCCAAGGCCUUCUUUGAGGCGCUGCAGGAGAAAGGCAUGAUCGAGGCAGGGAACCUGUCCUUCCUGAAGGAGCUGCUCUACCGCAUCGGUCGGAUCGACCUCCUGGAAGCCCAGCUGGGCUCCAGCCGAAAAGAGAUGGAGAGGGAGCUUCAGAUCCCAGGCAGGGCACAAGUGUCGGCCUACAGAUGCCUGCUCUUUCAGCUAUCAGAAGACAUCACUAAAGAUGAGCUGAAGUCUUUCAAGUUUCUUUUGGGGAAAGAAUUACCAAAAUGCAGGCUAAACCCUAAGACUACAAUGCUCGACGUUUUCAUUGAGAUGGAGAAGAAGGGGAUUUUGGGAGAAGACGACCUAAGUAUCCUGAAGAGUCUCUGUGCAAAAAUUAACAUCAGCCUGUUGAAGAAAAUUGAAGAGUAUGAAUUUGGUGAAGAAGAGAUGCUCAUCACAGGGGAACAGAGGGGCAGCAGAGGAGGCCCUGAAGCCCAUGUCAGAUGGCUGGCGUCAUCUGUGGCAUCUGAUUCUCCUGGCAGUUGGAAUGAAUCUUCCCAGCUUGAAGCUUACAAAAUGACUAGCCGACCCCGUGGAGUGUGCCUGAUCCUGAAUAAUCACAGUUUUGCAAAAGCCAGGGAAGCAGUGCCAGAACCCAAAAAUAUGAAAGAUCGAAACGGGACGAACGUGGAUGCAGCGGCUCUAAGAAGAGUCUUUAGCAAGCUUCAUUUUACAAUAGCAGAAUACAAUGACCUCACCGCAGAGGAGAUCCGUAAGACUGUGAACAUCUACCGCUGUGAAGACCACAAGAACAAGGACUGUUUCGUUUGCUGUAUCCUGUCUCAUGGGAAAAAAGGCAUUAUAUAUGGUGUUGAUGGGCAGGAAGUACCUAUCCAGGAACUGACCACUUCUUUCACUGGACAGAAUUGCCGCUCACUUGCUGGAAAACCAAAAGUCUUUUUUGUUCAGGCCUGCCAAGGUGAUGCUUGCCAGCAAGGUGUGACCGUAGAAACAGAUGCUGGAGAGGAAGAUUAUUCUGUAGAAACAGAUGCAAAAUUUCAGCUUGACUGCAUUCCCGCAGAGGCAGACUUCCUCUUGGGCAUGGCUACCCUGCAAGAUUACGUUUCCUACAGAAGCCCAAGGGAGGGGACCUGGUACAUACAGGCAUUGUGCCAGCACUUGGAGUACAGCUGUCCUCGAGGAGAAGAUAUUCUCACCAUCCUGACAGCAGUGAAUCAAGAGGUGAGCAGAAAGAGUUGCAAGCCAAAUGCAGAGAAGCAGAUGCCACAGCCCAGUUUCACACUGAGGAAAAAGCUCAUCUUUCCUGUCAACUAAAUGGGAGGGAGCUGCAUGGCAGAGGGAGCUGCAGCAGCCUGAGAUCAGCUGCUAUCAGCUAAGACUUUGAUAAAACAUAACAAACUUUCAGUGUCUGUUCCUACCACAAGAGCACAGCUGAGGAGCAAAAGCAUAGAAAUCAGUGUUAAUGUGUAUGACACUUUAUACUUGAGAGCAUCUCUGAGCUGGUCUCCGUAUUGUGGUUUGCUAGCUAAAACAAGCUUUGUGUCUACAUUUCUGUUGCUUUAGUAAGGGGUCUUUCCAAUGCAAAUUUUAAGAAAACUGUUAAACAGCCUUUUGUAUUUUAUGCUUAACUUUUGCAAAAUAAAGGGGGGGAGCUGCUGCAAAUUUUAUAGGAUAUAGUCAAUCAGCUCACAUCAGUGUGUUUUGUUACUUCUCCCCACCACUCAAGUCAUUCUUUUUUAGUGUCUUGGUACACCUCAAGGAAGAGUCAAGUACUUGACCUCCAGCAUCCUCAGCAGGAUGUGGCUGUGACCUGCAUUUCAGAGAAUCCUCUACUUAGAGUAGUCUUCAGCUGUGAAAAUCAAUUGCUCAGGUACAGCUUCAUGGUUGAAGAUGUCCGGCUAUCCUGUGUUCACUUACCUUGCUGAUCUUUGAAUCUCAGUUCUAGGCACAGCAAAAGAAGAAGUUGCUAGAGAAGUACGCAGCUCCUUAAAAACAUUUUUGUAUUGCCUCUUGUGAUUCGUAUGCAAACAGAAGGGAGACUUUUACAAGCUCUGAGUAGAAGCUAAAGCUUUGUAAGUCUCAUUCAAAAGAUGAGAUGUUAUUUUUCUUACACCCUUGCUACAGCUUUCAGCAUUAGUCAUGGUAUCAAUGUAGGUGGUGAUUAUUUAACUGAACAGAUAGAUCUUCACAGGAAUUAUUUUAAGAGCCUAAGUCCUUCCCUGGACUCUUGUGUUGAAUGUUUCUCUCUUUGGUACCAGUUUGUGUCUGUGGCAGAGAGCUUGUAGACUGUGAGAAUGAUUAGAACCUUAACUGCAGAUGCAGCAAGCAGUUACAGAAACAGGCAGAUCUGUGCUUCCAAAUUCUGGGAAUAAUUUUGCAAUAUAGUUGUUGAUGUUCAUUUAGGGAUUCAUCAUGAAACUACUGAAAGUUGUGCUGAAGCAAGGACAGCUCAUAUACAGAAUUUUGUCUAUUACUUGGACAUGGCCAGAAAUAUAAGCAAACAAGCAUACUACUCCAUGGUCAAAAUAAUUAAUGCAACCUGUUUUACUGUGCAUUUUCCUCCUAGAUCCUUUCUCUCUACACAUACUGCUCAGCACUUUACCUUUUACAAGUCACCUGUGUUCUUCAGCAACUUUCCAGGACGUAUGCAUGCGUCCUGGGCUCCCUUCUUCCCCUGCUACACUACCCUGCCUGUCACACUGUAGGUGCAACCAGGAGCAGGCAGACCAAAAGUACCCAACUUUCUCACAGUUCCCUUUUGCUUAGAGGGGGAGGCUGGAUCAUCUUCAGGGAGCCAAGAGAUUCUGAACUCAGAGGCGUCAGACUGACGUCUUGCUCAUGCAGACAACUUUUUCCUUAGGAUUCAAAAGAAGAUACAGCAAAUACAAACAGUUGGCUACGUUCAAGGAACUAUUUUUUUUCAGGAGUUCAUGGCAUAAAAAUCUGGGGGAAUUUUCCAGCAAGAUUUAAUGCAUGUUAUAAACCAGGUCUUAUUAGGGAACUCCUCUUAUGAGUUAUGACUCUGAUUAGGAAUUCUUCGUUAGUUAGGAAUCAAAUCUGUCAAUUACUAAUCACCACAGCUAGGCUCCUCAGAUAAAGCAACUGAGAUCUAGCCCAUUCACAAGGAGCCCUGAGCAGCUCUACAGAGCAAUUACGCUCAGCCAUAUGAAGGAGACAAGCAGUUCUGGCUCACAGACUCAGGGUAUCACCAUCAUUGUGUCCCUCCCCUUGGUGCCAUUCUUGUUCUGGGUUCAGAGUUAAGAUUGUAGAGACAGAUUCUCAGAUAAUUUGAUGACCUAAAAUCCUAACUAUAAACACAGUUACACAGAAUUUUGCACAAAGUUUUGCCAAUACCCAGCUUUUUUUCAGCAGCUGCUCUCUUCAGUAACGUCUAGAAAUAUUCUUGCAAGCCAAUGACUUCUGUGAGCUUCUUGAAGCAAGCUGUGAAAGCAGCUUGUAAGGAAAACACAUGCAUACAGAGCUCUUCACAGCACAGCGUGCUCAUCUGCCCAUUGUACUACUGAUGAUUCUGAUUACAUGGUGCAGUGAAGGGGACACAGCUCAAUGUUGCACUUUGGCUACGUGUGCCCUUUCUGUUGAUUCCUAGUGACUGGGUUGGGAUGAACAGCAUUUAGCAGUCCUUUAACUAGACAUUUUCUUAGCUUGAAAUGCGUGAGAACUAGUGAGGUAAGCUAAGCCACCAGCAAAAUGAAACAG